Molecule: messenger RNA, 3472 nt
Organism: Hypanus sabinus (Atlantic stingray)
Lineage: Eukaryota; Metazoa; Chordata; Chondrichthyes; Myliobatiformes; Dasyatidae
Product: NADH-cytochrome b5 reductase-like
Exons: 8
Coding region: 373-1305 (310 amino acids)
Molecular function (GO): oxidoreductase activity
Source: RefSeq, a predicted model, not a curated record
GAGUAUAAUUGAGGAUGCUUGGUUGAGAUAUGAUGAUGUUACACGGAUGGUUUAAAAGAUCCAGUGACAGGUCGUUCAGGAGUUUCUGUUUAUAUUCCAAAGUUUCAGAUGACUAUUAAGAAAAGAUUAUCAAAGUAUCGGUAUUCACGUCUCAGAUGUUUGGUAUUGUUUUAGCCUUGGAAUGGACCGAAGAAGCACGCCCUGAUUAUGUACUGCUGUAUUCUGAUUCGUUUUCUGUCUUGACAUCUAUUAAAACAGACAUUUACAUGAAAAUAAAGAAAUGCAAUAGAAUUUAUGGAACACUCUACAUAGCAAAGACUAACAAACACCAAUGUACAAAAUAGGACAAAUCACGCCAAUAAUAAAAAGGUGAUGGCUGAAAAUUAUGAUGAUUGGCUUUCUCUUCGACCACGUGAGCCUCUGCCUACUCAGUGUUGUGGUAGUGGUUGUAAUCCCUGUGUAUUUGAUAUUUAUGAGAAGGAACUCAUGCAGUGGAAGCAGGCAAGAACUAAAGGAGUUCAACAUCUUCUGAGUAAGGAUAAUGAGUCAAACCAGAAUGAUUUGCAGUUAAUUGCACCUGAAAAAUGGAGUGCUUUUCAGAUAGUAUGUGUGGAGCAGCAGACAGCUGACACUUAUUUAUAUAGAUUCCAGCUUCCCAAUGGUUGCUGUCUUGGAUUGACUGUAGGACAGCACAUUGUGGCAAGGGGCGUUAUCAAUGGUCUGGAGGUCCAAAGAGCAUAUACUCCAGUGAGUCCUCUGAAUGCAGAAGGUUAUUUUGAAGUUCUGAUAAAGAUCUAUAAAGAUGGAUUAAUGUCUCAACAUGUAAAGACCUGGAAGGAGACGGAUACUGUUUGCUGGAGGGGCCCUUUUGGAGGGUUUCCAUACAUACCAAAUCAAUAUGAGCAGCUGCUGCUGUUUGCCUCAGGAACUGGUAUAGCUCCAAUGGUACCCCUGCUCCAGUAUAUUGUGGCAGAUGAGGACGACGAAACGUUUGUUACCCUGGUUGGCUGUUUCAGGACCUUUCAGGAUAUCUACAUGAAACCUCAACUUCAGGAACUAGCUGCUUACUGGAAUGUGAAAACAUUGUUUGUUCUGAGCCAGGAGCACGAUAUGAAACAUCUUCUGAGGAGUUACCAGGAAAAAACUUACCUUGGACGUAUAAAUGGUGAUAUGGUGAAGAAUUUUGUAAACUCGUGCAGAAAGAAACCAUUCAUUUUGAUUUGUGGAUCCAUAACGUUCAAUAAAGAUAUCCUUAACUAUCUCAGCAAGUUAGGCCUCUCAGAAGAUUUGUACUUUGUGUUUUAGACCACUAGAACCUUGUUACUGUGGAGUCAAUUCUGCAACAACAGAGAAGCUUCUGUUAUUAUUAGAAGACUCUACUCUAAAGACUUAAACCAAUAAAAUUGAGCAGAACUGAAAUCUAGAAAUGAGAAGUGUAUGUGUGCAGAUUACUGAAUAACAAGGCAAAAGGGCCAUCAGUGGUUCUAAAUCGCAUAAUCCAUGAGAAUCAUAACAGAGGGAUUUGGUAAAAUUAUGGUAAAAGUCUAUAAUUCAACAGAACUGUUUAACUGUACAGUGAACACUCAUAUUUGUACCGACAAGCCAUUAUUCUUCUUCUGCUUUUCUUUUCUGAUGGCACCCUUAUGCAAGAAUGUAGUCCCAAAAAUAUCUGUUGCUGUUCAGAAUCUUUGGUAAAUCUCUAUGAUCUGUGGAUUCCACAAUGCUUCAGGGUUGCCUAAAGCUGCAUCUAAAGAAAAUGAGUUUUACUGAAAUAACUUAUAAAACUGUAAACCUUACACCUUUCUGUAAAAUUCCCAGUCACAGUUUAAUUGAAGACCACAUGAAAACAGGAGCUGAAGUAAGUAGCCUGGCUGGUUUGUUGAUCACAACUCCUCUGCCUGUUCUACAUUGUCUUUAAUUUCCCAGUCUUUCAAAAAAUUACCUUCUGUCUUAUAUACCACCAAUAUUUUAGCCUCCAAAAAUUCUAGAUAAAGAAUUUCAGAAACUCAGCACCCUCUUCAAGAAGAGUAUCUUACACCUCCUUUGAUAGAGACAUCGCCACUCCGUCACCUGUGAUAGUUUCCAGCAUCAUUUUAAUGGUGAAUAAUUAUUCACAGAAUAAAUGUUGUGUCUUACCAUUAUCUUUUUUUUGCAGGGCACGCAUUCAGAACUGCUUUUUAAAUGAAAUAAAAUUUACUUAUAAAACUCUUUGCUUACACUGGACAAAAAAGAUUUUGCUUCUUGAAUAUUUUUGGGUGUAUCUUAUGAAUUUUGGGCUGUUCAAUUCAUAAUUCAAAUCAGAAUAACUAACACCAAGAUUAAGGAAGGUAUUUUUGUUGGUCCAUAAGUCAUUAAUGACAGGUAAUUCGAAGAACUUUUUAGUGGGACCGGAGAAAAUCACAUGAAAGGCAUUCAAGGAUGCUGUUGAAAAUUUUCUUAGCAGCUACAGGGAACCAAACUACGUGCAGUUGGUUGACAAUGUGCUCCAAGCAUACAAAACCAUUAAGUGUAACAUGUCACUAAAGAUUCAUUUUCUGCAUUCCCUUGCAAAUCUUGGUGCAUUCAGUGACCAGUGUUGUGAAAGGUUGUGGUCAUGGAGAAAUGGUAUCAGGGCAACUAGAGUCCAUUAAUACUGGUCUUCCUUGGUGCAAAAUCACUAGAGAACUGUAACAUGCUUAAUUUUAUGUUGAUGAAGAUAAACUGGAAAUGUUAAUUGUUUCUAUUGAACCUUUUUUGGAGUCAUCGGAUAACUUCAUCUGCCAAAAGUCAUUGUGUUAACAGAACACUUAGAAGUUCUUGAAUUACAUGAGAAAUCCAUAAUUUGUUAGUUUGUAAACAUACUGCUUUGCCAAAUGUAUUUAUAUGUGCUUCUAAAACCAAGUGUGGAAGAGCAUUGAAAAAUUUAAUUCAAAUAAACAAUUGAUGCCUGGUUAUACCGAGCUCUUUUCAAAGUCCAUUUAUUAUCAAAGGACAUGUAUGUCACCAAAUGGAUCCUGAGAUUACUUUUCCUGUGGACAUUCCCAGAAAUACAAAGAAACAAUUGAAUCACUGCAAACCCACAGGCAAACAAACAAUAUGCAAAAGACAACAAACUGUGCAAAAACAAAAAUAAAAACUAUGACUAAUAAAUAAGGAAUAAAUGUCAAGAACAUGAGAUGAAGAGUCCUUGAAAGUGAGUCCAUAGGUAGUGGGAGCAGUUCAGUGUUGUGGUGAGUGAGGUUAUUCCCUCAGGUUUGAGAGCCUGAUGGUUGAGAGUUAAUAACUGUUUCUGGAUCUGAUAGUGUAGGUCCUAAGGCUCCUUCCGGACUGCAGCAGCAAGAAGGGAGCAUGGUCUAAUCAAGACGUACAAAAAAGCAUGGUCUGGAUGCUCUGCUGAUCUUGCAAGUAAGGAAUUCAAACAUACUCAAUUUAUCAAAUGUUCAGUAUCUGUAACUGAUAAGCCAAUUCUCCAUAAAAAAAUAGCAUUCUUCUG